AUGUUUCAAGGCCAGGUUGGUCCUACCAUCGACUUGGGGCUGCGCAGCGUGGAGGACGCAGUUGUCUCAGCUCCACGCAUCUGCCGGACUGCUGCGGGGGUGUGUUCUCUGCCCGGCCCGCUAGGACCUCCCCACGAAGUCUCACGUGACGUGAGAGCCACCCGGCGGCCCGUCGUUCCCGCGGGAACUAGUAGUCGCGCGGCGCAUUCGUCUCGUCUCGCGAUGGCUCGGACCAUCGGGAUCGCCGCCGCUCGGCCCGUCGUGACGCGGACUCGCCGCUUCGUGUCCCUCGUGGCUUGCGCCACGGCGCUCCUGCUCCUCGCAACCGCCGCCCUGCCGACGCUCGCGGAUUCCACUCAAAUGGCGGUUGCGAGCCGUCGGGUUCUGAAAGCCGCUGCGCCCGCUCCGGCACCCGCGCCCGUGUCGACACCCGCGCCGGCCGAUGCACCCGCGGUCGGCGCGCCACCGCCGCCGCCGGCGCCGCUCGAUCAGUACUACGACGACGACUACAUGCAGGACUAUACCCUGGAGCAAGUCAUCGCAGACGCGGCGCCUCAGGCGGCGCCGGGCGCGCCGCCAUCCCCGCCGCGAUCCCUGCGGUUGAAGGUUCCGUACACGAUCAAGUUCGCGGACGUUUCCAAGUCGUACUACAUUCUUAACUACCUCGCGAACUCGGUGUGCAAGUUUCCUUCGGGACCGACGAUUUUCCUUCCGACGAAUCAGGCGUGGAGCGACGCGUUCGAGGGGUACAAGAAGACCCGCAACAGCGGCGCGCUGUACGAGGCGCUCGACGCGGUCGCGAGCGAUCGGAUCAAGAAGGUGUUCGUUUGGGCGGGGCGUAAGAUCAACAGCACGGAGCUCUCGGCUCUGGCUGACAAGGCGAAAUCUUCCUCCUCCCCCUCACUCCAAUUCCUCCUCCCCCUCACUCCCAUUCCUCCCCCUCACUCUCAUUCCUCCUCCCCCUCACUCCCAUUCCUCCUCCCCCUCACUCCCAUUCCUCCUCCCCCUCACUCCAAUUCCUCCUCCCCCUCACUCCAAUUCCUCCUCCCCCUCACUCCCAUUCCUCCUCCUCACUCCCAUUCCUCCUCUCCUCACUCCCAUUCCUCUUCCCCCUCACUCCCAUUCCUCCUCCCCCUCGCUCCCAUUCCUCCUCCCCCUCGCUCCCAUUUCCCCCCUCGCUCCCAUCUCUUCACCCCCUCUCUCCCAUUUCUCCUCCCCCUCGCUCCCAUCUCUUCACCCCCUCGCUCCCAUUCCUCACCUCCCCCUUUUCAUUUUCGGAUGCCAGGGGCCAUUGUCACUGUCUCGCAUCUCUUCACAGCAUUGCAUAGCCACACAUUGACUCACCACCUUUCCACUACUCGGGCCGUCGUGACUGUCUCGCGUCUCUUCACUGCUCUGCUGGUCUUCGCCUCUGCUCUUGCCUGUGCCCUCUAG
Molecule: messenger RNA, 1434 nt
Organism: Closterium sp. Naga37s-1
Lineage: Eukaryota; Viridiplantae; Streptophyta; Zygnematophyceae; Desmidiales; Closteriaceae
Source: the annotation of a GenBank genome assembly